Messenger RNA from Linum trigynum, 3701 nucleotides. The record is from the annotation of a GenBank genome assembly. Lineage: Eukaryota; Viridiplantae; Streptophyta; Magnoliopsida; Malpighiales; Linaceae.
CUGUCUUGUCCAAUAAGCCCACUAAACGGAAUACCGUGGCCCAAACUAUUGCCCUCCGUCUGGGCAAGGCGCAAUCCAGUCGCUUCUUUCUGCUCUCUCACGAGUCACGACUCAAAGCACAGAUUAGUUCUGAGUUGUGACCUUCGCGAAGAACUCUCAGUUGCGCCCACUGAGCUCUAUUUUUCCUUAAACCCUACUCACCGCCGAUAGCUUCAUGCCUUUCGGGGCCGUCACUUCUCAGGCAUCCGCCAUUGAAUCUUGGAACACGGUAACUGACUAAAGAGAGUUUUUUUUUCCCCUCAAGAAAUGGCGCUGGAUGGUAGCAGAUGACCACCCUCUUAUCCUUCACUCCGCGACCUCUCAGGGUUCGAGCCUCCGCAAUCGCUUCCAUUACCAACCUUCACUUUCACACUCAAGGUGGAUCGCCGGAUAGGGAGGAGGUAAUGAUAAUCAAGAACCAGGAGGAAGAAGCUUGGUUUGUUAAACUCGCGUCGACGCUCUUCUUCGUCAAUUUGCGUUCUUUGGAUCCCUGUUUGUCAUAUCUUCGAGGGAAGUUGACCCCUUCGAUUGCGGUUGAGGUGAUUAAGAGGUUUAAGGACGUCCCUGAAGUAGGGUUCAAGUUCUUGGAGUUCAGUAGAUCGAAUCUGAACCUAAUCCAUUGCUUUGGUACUUAUAAUUGGAUGAUAAGGUCAUUUUGUCAAAUGGGUAUGCUUGAUAUGGCGGAACUUCUGUUUCAUUACAUGAGGGGAGACGGGCAUUUUCCUGAUGGUAAUCUGUCGUGGUUUAUGAUUACUGAAUUCGUUCGAGCUCGAAGAUUCGAUCUCGCCGGUAGUUUACUCUCAGAGCUGAGGGGAAUGGGUGUUCAGAUUAGUCCUUUUCUGUAUAAUAACCUGUUGAAUGAACUGGUCAAGUCGAAUCAAGUGCAGGAAGCUAUCAUUUUGUUCAAAGAGUUUCUGGCAUUGCAGGCUAGUCCCGAUACUUGGACUUUCAACAUUCUAAUCCGUGGUCUUUGCAGAGUAAGGGAGGUUGAUAAAGCAUUCGAGUUUUUGAACGAUAUGAGGAGUUUCGGUUGUUUGCCUGAUAUUGUUACGUACAACUCUCUUAUAAAUGGACUCUGUAGGAUAAAUGACUUGGAUAGAGGCCGUGGGUUAUUGCAGGAGCUGCAAUCUAGCAAUGAUUGCUCCCCAGAUGUUGUCAGUUACACUUCAGUUAUAUCAGCGUUUUGCAAAUCGGGGCAGAUGGAGGAUGCUUAUAUUCUUUUCCAGGAGAUGAUUAGGACUGGGGUUAAGCCCAGCACAAUCACUUUCAACGUUCUAAUUGAUGGAUAUGGCAAGAACAGUAACAUGGUUGCAGCAGAAGCCAUCUAUGAAAAGAUGGGCCAUUUCGGUUGCUCUCCUGAUGUGGUUACCUUCACUUCCUUGAUCGAUGGUUAUUGUCGAAGUGGACAGGUGAACAUGGGUUUGAAGCUUUGGGAUGCGAUGAGAACUAGAAACAUGAUGCCCAAUUCGUAUACAUAUUCCAUUCUUAUUAAUGCUCUUUGCAAAGAGAAUAGACUUCAUGAGGCUCGUGGGUUUUUGAAUGAACUAAAGUCGAGUAAUGUCGUGGCACGACCAUUCAUGUAUAAUCCGGUAAUUGACGGGUUUUGCAAGGCAGGAAAUGUGAAUGAGGCGAAUCUCAUUGUCCAGGAGAUGGAAGAGAAGAAGUGCAUUCCUGACAAAGUGACAUUUACCAUACUCAUUGUUGGUCACUGUAUGAAAGGUAGAAUGGCUGAUGCAAUUGGUAUUCUCAAUAAGAUGUUGACUAUUGGUUGUGCCCCAGAUAGCAUUACCAUAAGUUCGUUGACAUCUUGCCUUUUGAAAGCUGGGAUGGCUAGUGAAGCAUACAGAGUAAAGCACAUGUUAGUUCAGGACCUCAACUCAGGUCAAUCAAGUUGUAGGAAGAUUGACCAUCUUAUUAGAGCUAGAGAUAUCCCUGUGGCAGCUUGAGAAGGUGGGUUGAAAAGCAUACAUUGAAUUGGCUUAUUGGACCCUUGUCUGGAUCCUUGCUCCUUCUACCUCCUGCCCUCGGCUUGUAGCAUAAAAACUAAAUUGACAUACAAUUCAGGAAGAGCAGGUACCUUUAUCCCAUCUGUAAGACCUUUCCACAUCAAGAACAUCAAUUUUGCAGUUUAGCAUAACUUUCAUUGUUGCUGAUUCUGUCUUCAUUCAGCAUUUGUGUACGUUUUCGACAUUUACAUAUGCAAUCAUCAACAAAGUCCUUUGCACUGACCUGUCCUCAAACCGGGGAGCUGGGCAGAAGGCUUUGCUCUAACCGAAGCGUAGAAAGGCAAACCCAGAGGCCACCUUUCUCUUCUUCUUAAUGAUUGGAAGUUGAUUGAGUAAAUAUCCUUUGGAUGGUGAACUGAUUAACAGACGCUGUACAGUCUGUCUGUUAGCUAAAUUCUAGGUUCCAUUAUCAAGUCUGUUGAGGUUCGUGGGAGGGUACUGAUACCGUUUGUAUCAAAUUUGUGUGCACCGUCCGGCAUGCAGCUAAUAUUUUCAAUUUGAAGUUGGCCAGCAAGGGUCCACAGUUUCAUAAUUCCUGACAUGACAUUUCCUGUCCAGCAGUUGCAAAAGGUACCUGGUGAGCUCUUCUCACAACUUCUCAAUCUUUUCUUUCUAAGAAGCUGUCUUUGAACUUGAGAUUGGUGGCCUCUUAAUUUGAACCUGUUGGGCUUCUGUUUUCUAUAUAUUACUGCUAAUAAAAGUGAUGGCUUUAGGUGGGUUAAUGACCAAUAUGGUCACUAUACUCAUCUAUGUAGAACAAAAUAGCUACUGAACUCUGAUUUGAGUCAACUAAAGCACUUAACUCGGCCAUAUAGGUCAGACUAAGCUCUGCUCUGGUCAUAGAAUAUACUCAGAAAUUCUAGCAUAACCCCAAAUCAAACUUACUUUGUAAAAAUGAGAUUUUUUUUUCCCCUUGAGACUCUAAUGCAAAUUAUAAUGAGUCUACUCCUAGUUUAGAACUACUCAAUCUCUUAUGAAGUAGAAAAUUAUUUACAAUAUGCUUCCAUCGACUUGUCAUUAAAAUCUAAUGUGAUCUGGGGAACCUAGCUGAGUUGUCAUGGGAAGCUAACCCCGACAUGUUGAUCUAGAUAACAAAACCUGAAGUCUGCAUCUAUGUGAAAGUCCCGAUAUCGCACUGCAGUUCUUCUACAACGCCUCAUGUCCUGAAGUUUGUCAAACCAUCGUUCUAAAUGCCACGAUUUGUGUUGUUUCUGUUUCAGGCAGUGGUUUGAUGUGCCUUGCUGCGGAGGUGAUUGGAUUUGGUUAUAGCAGGAAAUAGAAGUUACCUUUCUCAAACAGCUUGACAUGGGAGAUUAUUGAUUGCACGGCAACGGCAAUAGAAAGCUCAAAAUUUCGAAUGGUCAGACAGAGCAUGGCUUUGGGUACAUUGCCUUGUUCUCUGCACUGCGGAGAGUUUGUCAAUCGUUGUAAUAAUGUUCAACUCGAAAUUGCGCACUACAUUAUUUGGAGUACUUCUGUUUUCUUCACCAAAUUUUAUGUACACCCACGCAUCAGACGACAUUUCUAACCUUGGAAUUUAUCAUACCGAAUUAUCAAUUGUAGACACGCUAAGCCCAAGCUACUGAUCCUUUCAUGUUCUUAUUUAGCAAAUAGAGUCUCGUAACAAUGCGAGACUAAUACACGAAUUUUUGUGCA